AUGCCCCAACAUUGUGUUAUUCAUCCAUUGGCAGCAGAAAUGCGUUCCGCCUUAGCAAUCUCCCUCAUUUUUCUAUUCACAGCCAAGACUAAUGGAUGGGCUUACUGGCCAUUUAACUCCUACUGGAAUCCGUACUUUCCCGGAUUCAAUAUGGCACCAGUUGGCCAUUUCCCAGUAAGUAAAUAA
Haemonchus placei is the source of this 186-nucleotide messenger RNA. The record is from the annotation of a GenBank genome assembly. Lineage: Eukaryota; Metazoa; Nematoda; Chromadorea; Rhabditida; Trichostrongylidae.